AUGAGACUUCCAGGAGAGUUUCUACAAGAAACUACACAACCGAACGAAACGAGCGACUUCUUACUAAGGCUCAGAAAGACAAUGGAAAGUCUACGGCCACAGCCAAUCAAAAGGCACGGUUCGCCUGCUAUCUUCCAGCACAGAGACCUGACAGACGCAACACACGUGUUCCUCAGGCACGACGCACCAACGCGGGCGCUACAACCCACUUUUGACGGCCCUUACGAAGUCCUUAGCAAAGGCGAGAAGGUUUACAAGUUACGGAUUAACGGCAAAACCGUCCACGUAACUAUCGACCGCCUUAAGCCUGCCUACAUAUUGGCAGAUCAAGAAUCAAGCGACAAACCUCGGGAGACACAUCAGCCAGCACAGGAUACUCCAACAGACAUUCCACCUAAGAAAACUACAACGCGGAGUGGCAGAGUGUCACGAAAAACAGUACGUUUUCAAAUCCCGACUUCAAAACAACGAAGGGGGUGA
This is a messenger RNA of Temnothorax curvispinosus, 480 nucleotides long. RefSeq lists its product as uncharacterized. NCBI's taxonomy places the organism in Eukaryota, Metazoa, Arthropoda, Insecta, Hymenoptera, Formicidae. Bases 1 to 480 code for a protein of 159 amino acids. The transcript has a single exon. The record is from RefSeq and is a predicted model, not a curated record.